Messenger RNA from Fusarium pseudograminearum CS3096, 435 nucleotides. RefSeq lists its product as uncharacterized. The record is from RefSeq and is a predicted model, not a curated record. The transcript has a single exon. NCBI's taxonomy places the organism in Eukaryota, Fungi, Ascomycota, Sordariomycetes, Hypocreales, Nectriaceae. The coding region runs from base 1 to 435 and encodes 144 amino acids.
AUGUCCUACACCAUCAAAGUCCGUGUCUACCAGACCAACCCCAACGCCUAUUUCCACAUCGUUGAAAAGGGCUGCUGGCACUACGCAAACGGUAGCCAGUGGAAUGAGCAGAACGGUAUCCUGACGCUCGCCAUGGGCGGCAGCGGUACCUCUGGCAUGCUCCGCUUCAAGACUGAGCAGAACAAGGAGGGCUUCUUCGUCGCCAUGGGCGUGCACAACUACAAGCCCUGGGUUGACACUGUAACUGGCCUGGGUGACGAUAUCACCUGCGUCAAGGCUCUGCCCGAGUACUACGGCAACGCGUCGGACCGUACUCGAUCUCGCGAGUCGCAGCGUACUGAGCAGACGAUUCUCAACAUUGAUCGCAGGAACAUUUCUACUCAUUACAAGGUUAAGGAGGGAAACAACCUUGAGCUUGAUAUCACCAUUGGAUAG